AGCAACUAUACGUAUGCAGUAGGCCUGAAAAUGAGAUGUGGAAUAGAUUGAAGUAUACUUAAAACAUAAGAGAUGCUUCUCAAUAGCGUGCUGCCAGCUCAGCAAGCACGUGCUUCGUCCCAACAAACCGCGUUCCAUCUGAACAAGGUAUUCCCAUCGUCUAUGUGAGGGCGCAGCACCUGCGGCCUUACAGUGCUGCAGGUACUUUGCAAACAACCGUGGUCACAAGGAACAAGUGAUUGAGUAGCGAUGUCACUUCCCAUAAGCUGCUCGAUCUCAAUGUCAGCCUCCACAAGAUGACGACAACGACAAUGCACUCGAAGAGCUGCUGAACCUUAAUGAGUCACCUCAGGAUGACGACGGCGAUGACAACGCCAAAGGGAUGUCAACCCUUGAUGACAGGUCACUCCCUCAAGGUAACGAAAAGACCUCGCCUAGCUGUGCAGUUCAGAUGCUACCGGUUUACCAGCCUGAACGUGGCAUCUAUGGACCCGGGACGUAUCUGAUGACUUCGCAAGCCGAAGAUACCUGCACCAGUCCUCAAGAAGACGACGACAAGUUCUGUGUUCCAGAUCUCAUAUUGUAGAUAGCUAGCAACGUCCCGUGCAACUUCUUCAAAUUUGUC
This is a messenger RNA of Protomyces lactucae-debilis, 625 nucleotides long. RefSeq lists its product as uncharacterized. The transcript has a single exon. The record is from RefSeq and is a predicted model, not a curated record. NCBI's taxonomy places the organism in Eukaryota, Fungi, Ascomycota, Taphrinomycetes, Taphrinales, Protomycetaceae. The coding region runs from base 383 to 586 and encodes 67 amino acids.